Jaminaea rosea is the source of this 584-nucleotide messenger RNA. RefSeq lists its product as hypothetical. NCBI's taxonomy places the organism in Eukaryota, Fungi, Basidiomycota, Exobasidiomycetes, Microstromatales. The transcript has a single exon. The annotation marks the transcript as partial. The record is from RefSeq and is a predicted model, not a curated record.
GCCAACCAAUCCAUCAACCAACCAAAUCAUCUCCUCCGAUUUCUGGUCUUCGAGCCCCACUGGAGGGCCACUCAGCUUGUCUGCUGCUCUGCUCCUUUCCUAUCGUGAUUGUCAGAGCACGCUACGUCCAGCUUAAACAGUCACGUCGACACAGACGCCGGCCUCGUGUGCCUUGGCUAUCACCAUCGCCCUCGUCGAUCCCUCAACCUUGUCAACCCGUUGCUUGGCUCCUACUGACCCCCACUGUAUUCCAGCGCAAUUGAGCGCAGCGUGAAUCCUGCUUAGCUGGCCAUGUCGCUUGCUCUUGGUCCAGCAGCCAAUGGGACGCCCAAUGUGACUGCACCCGGCGGCAAAUGGCUAGGCGUCACGCCCCCCAUCGCACUCAGUGGACCAACGCAGAGGGAGAAGGAGGUCACCAUCUCCUUGGAGGCUGAGCUCAGGGAACAGAAGAUGUUCGAGUCAGAGGCAGAGGCAAAAGUUCGGUCAGUAGUGCUACGACGAGGUGGCCCUCGUUCGCUCCCUUCCUAACCUACUCACGAACAAAGCAUCCCUCUCCUCUUGCAUUGCUCACACAUAUAGUGAGG